AUGGUUAAAAGUAGCCAAAAGCCUAGGGUGAUUAUUGAGAUAUAAAAGAAAAGAUUAAUACCGUAGAAAAAAAAUUUAAGCGAAUUAGAAGAAGAGAAAGAGGAAAAAGAAAUUAUUCAAAAACCUUAGAUUAGAUAAAAAGGAGUAUCAUACAGUAAUCUAGGAAACUACUGUAUCUUUGAUGACUUAGUAUAAUAUUUGGAGCAUGAGACCAAACUUAAUUUGCACGAUCAGGAAAUAUUGACGAAAGAUCAAACUAGAAUUAGAAAUGAGAUUUUGUUUCCAUUUCUUAAAGAUAAUGCAGUAAUGGAAGAUAAAAAUGAUACGCUGCUGCUAGAGAAGGAAAGAGUUUAGGAAUUCUUGAAUAUACUAGCCUCAAUGUUUUCUGAGAUCAAAGUGAUAGCAUUUAAUUAUCCUGCUAUUACUUUUAAGAAAUGGGUUAAUUACAAACCAUAAAUGCAUUUAAAUGAGAACAUUAAGCCAAUUUUACUGAUACGUAGACAUGACUUGAACCUACAUAAAUAUGACACUAGGAAUAAAAACUUGCUGAAGAUACUUGAACAAUCCGGGGACUACAUUGACGAAAUCGAUUUAGACAUGCUACGCAAGAAAUAAAAAUUAGAUAUGCAGAAUUACAAAUAACCCUAGCCAAAAUGGAUGAAUUUUGCUUGGGAUGCUUUUAGAAUCGUAGAUAAUCAUAGCAAGAGUAUGAUAUUUAUGAUGCCUGAUGAGCCAAAAAAUGAAGAGUAUCUUGACUAUAUCAAAUGUGUUGAUAAGCCUAUAUCACUUGAAACUAUAAGGAAUAAGUUGAAUAUGAGGCACUACACUGUUUUUGAAGAAUUUAUAGAUGACAUGAAUACUCUAUUUGAUAAUUGGAUUAAGUUUAGAGGAGUGGGUAAUGAAUUAUUUAACUUUUAACCAAAUUUAGAGCAUAAAAUGUUUAAAUACUGCGAUGCGGUUCAGAAAAGAUUUGAUAAAUUCGUAGAAAAAGCUAAGCAAAAGAGUAAACAAGAUUCUUGA
Molecule: messenger RNA, 1020 nt
Organism: Stylonychia lemnae
Lineage: Eukaryota; Ciliophora; Spirotrichea; Sporadotrichida; Oxytrichidae
Source: the annotation of a GenBank genome assembly